This is a messenger RNA of Chlorella variabilis, 1329 nucleotides long. RefSeq lists its product as hypothetical. Gene Ontology annotation, biological process: proteolysis. The record is from RefSeq and is a predicted model, not a curated record. The annotation marks the transcript as partial. NCBI's taxonomy places the organism in Eukaryota, Viridiplantae, Chlorophyta, Trebouxiophyceae, Chlorellales, Chlorellaceae. Gene Ontology annotation, molecular function: serine-type endopeptidase activity. The transcript is spliced from 7 exons.
AUGGCUCUGCUAUCAGUGCUGGGUGGCGCGCAGGCGGCGGUGGACCUGGGAGAUGCUGGCGGUGGCGGAGGUGCGGGUGCGGCGAGCACGGUGCCGUGCAGCCAGCUACCCGAGCUGCAGCAUCUGGCGCUGCGUGUGGCCAUUUUGGGGAGCUGCAGCCCCACGGCGGGUGGGGCAGAGCUGACGGCCCAGUCGCUGGAUGACGGCGCCAGCGCCGCAGCAGCGGCCAGGGAGCCCACCGAGCACUGGAUUGCGGUGUGGCGGCGAGCAGGGCAGGGCCAGGAGCAGCAGCAGGGCGGCACCGACCUGAGCGGCACAGCCUGCACCGAGGGCGCCACGCCACGCUCCGGCCGCUUCAACGCCAGCUGCACGCACCGCUACGCCUCGGCGCUGCACGGCUUUGCCGCGCGCUUCAGUCGCCGCCAGCUGGCGCGCUUCCUUGAGGCCUAUGCCCACCAGCUGCGGAGCGUGGCGCUGGACGGACAUGUGUCACUGCGGGGAGCACGUGCCGGCGCCCUGUGGGGCCUCGACCGCCUGGACCAGCUGUCGCUGCCGCUGGAUGGGCGCUACGAAUAUGCCGCCACCGGCAGUGGGGUGCACGUUUAUAUCAUGGAUACGAGGAUGAAAUAUGACUGCACCCUACAAGAAGGUCAUUUGGUGGCCAAGCUGUAUGAUUCGGCUGAUGGAAUGAUUGAUGGCAUGAGCUGGCUCGCACUACAUGCAGACUGCGAGGGGCAUGGCACGCACGUGGCGGCGGUGGUCGGCGGGCUGACAUACGGUGUGGCCAAAGACGCCACGCUGCAUGCCGUGCGCAUCUUGGACUGUGAGGGCAACGGCGCAGUGUCGGACGUGCUGCUGGCGCUGGACUGGCUGAAGCAGAAUGCGCUGCGCCCUGCAAUCGUCAGCAUGUCGCUCGGAGGUGCCGUGCAGCUGCAGCUGGAUGAGGCGGUGCAGUCUGUGACUGAGGCAGGCAUUCAUGUGGUGGUGGCUGCCGGCAACGAAGACAUGGAUGCCUGCGACAGCAGCCCCGCGCGCGAGGCUACCGCCGUCACCGUGGGAGCCAGCACAGAUGGAGACCAGCGCCUGUGGCUGUCUAGGGGCAAGGGCUCCAACUAUGGGGAAUGCAUCGAUCUGUUUGCCCCAGGCACCAACAUCCUCAGCGCCGCCGCCAGCUCCGAUGAUGCGCAGCAGCUCCGCACCGGCACCUCUCAGUCGGUACCGUUUGUGGCAGGCGUCAUGGCUCAGAUUCUCCAGAAUGCCGGCGGCACGACACCGGCCGCCAUGCACCGUCGCCUGACCGCCAGCGCCGCCGCGGACAAGCUGAGCGAG